AUGAAAUCUAUUUACCAGUUCACCAAAUUUAGAUCGUCUACUUAUAAUCAGUCCUUAAAAUAUUUAGUGCAAACCCAGUUCGAUGCUGACAAUAAAACAGCUAUUUUGAUGCUGAAUUUAGGAGGGUGAUCACUAACAAUAUAGAUUAGGCCCAAUUCAUAUUAAGAAAUAAGUCCAUUUCUGAUUAGAUUCUUUGAAGACACUAGUGUGAUUAGAAUACCUUUCGGAUUGGGUCCAUACAUAGCUCGAUUGAGAGGUCCGGCUAAAAUCAAUAAGUAGUAUGAGAAAAUUGGAGGCUUCUCUCCACUUUUCAAAUGGACCAUGAUAUAAGGCUUUUUGAUGAGCAAACCAGAAGGAUGCGGAUUUUUACCAGCAUUUCGAUAUGGACUUCCUCUAUAAGAAGAUGCUAUAGAGUUUGCUUUUGAGAAAACUGAGGGAAGAAUAUAAAAAUUCUUACUUUUUUCUUAAUAUCCUUAAUAUUCAUGUUCAACAGGGGGGAAUGCCAUAAGAAAUGCAAUAGAAUAAUUACAAAAAUAUAAAACAAUUUAACCAAAUUUAGAAGUGUCAGUAAUUGAUUCAUGGCAUAAAAAUAAAUUUUACAUUUCCGCAAUGGCCACAUUAUUGAACAAUAAGUUGAAAAGUUAAAAUUUAGUUCCUAAUGAAACCAUGAUUCUAUUUACAGCUCAUUCUUUACCAGCUGAUUUUGUUUGGGAUGGUGAGAAAUAUCCUUAUUAUAUUUAUGAGUCUUGUUAAUUAGUUAUAGAUAAUUUAAAAAAUAUGGGAAUUUCAGUUCAUUUUGAUUUAUCCUAUUAAUCAAAAGUUGGCUUAAAUAAAUGGCUUAGACCUGCCACCCAUCACGCUCUUAGCCAAUAUAUAAAAAAUAGUAAAUUUAAAAAUAUUAUAAUUUCACCUAUGGGUUUUACAAGUGAUCAUCUUGAGACUUUAUAUGAAUUAGAUAUUUAAUUGAUGGAAGAUUUAAAAAAAGAUAUUGAAUCAAAUAAAAAGAAUGUGGUAAGAUGUGAUUCUUUAAAUGAUCAUCCUCAAUUUAUUGCAGCUUUAAGUGAUCUAGUUACUUAAGGAUUAGGAAACAAAAAAUAAUGUAGCAGCAAAAGAGAAAGAUGUGUAGAUUGCAAAUUUGAACAAUGUGACAUUGUUAAUAAACACAAUUUAUGAUAAAGGAA
Molecule: messenger RNA, 1181 nt
Organism: Paramecium sonneborni
Lineage: Eukaryota; Ciliophora; Oligohymenophorea; Peniculida; Parameciidae
Source: the annotation of a GenBank genome assembly